Messenger RNA from Nothobranchius furzeri (turquoise killifish), 1190 nucleotides. Its product is annotated as putative defense protein Hdd11. The record is from RefSeq and is a predicted model, not a curated record. Gene Ontology annotation, cellular component: membrane. Lineage: Eukaryota; Metazoa; Chordata; Actinopteri; Cyprinodontiformes; Nothobranchiidae.
GAAGAAAACAUCAAACACUUCUCUAAAAUAGUAUGAAAAACAUUUAACUAUGUGAAUUGCUAAAUUAUAUUUCAAAAUUGCACUUUAGAGCUUCUUUCAAUGAAGAUUACCUGUUAGUCCAUAUAAAAACUAAUCUCAAUUUCUCCAAACUAAAGUCAUUUAGCGAGCUAAACAAGUGAGAUUCUAAUUGUUCCUGACCUUUCUACAUACAAAAACACUUUAAAGUUCCUUUGGAGAGAAACCAGAUUUCACAGUUCCAGAUCAGAUGUUUUAACCAGAGAAAAUGUUCGAUGUUCCGGUUGCGUGACUUGGCAAAAAGAGUUUUUAAAAGUUCCUCCCUCGCCUUAGCUCUCUAUUCGUUUUAACAGCAUGUGGCUGCUCGGUUUAUUCGUCCUCCAGGUGCUUUAUGUUGUUGAGGGCUAUCCCAGCGGCGCUCCCACGGGCGCCUGUGAGGAUAUGCUGCCUCGACACAUGGGGAUUGCCCCUCAGCCUUCACCGGCUCCCUACCGCAUUAUCACCAACAGCAUGACGUUUCUGCCAGGGCAUCCCAUCACAGUUACCAUUACAGGACCGGACUACCGGGGAGUUCUUCUGGAAGCUCGAACUGGAAGUAACACUAAUGCUUUGGGAAGCUGGAUACUUCCUCCUCCAGACACCAGAUACCUUCAGUGUGCGGGGAACCCACAAGGAGCUGUGACUCACGCCAACACCAACCUGAAGGGAAACGGCACUGUGUUCAGCUGGAUCCCACCCAGCACUACCAGCCCCAUCUACUUUAUGGCUACAGUUGCUCAGCAACGCACCGUCUUCUGGGUCAACGUGAGAUCCAGCACUCUGACCAGUGUAAAUCUGGAUGGUCUUCAUCUGGCCACAGAUGGAAGUUCUCACAUAGCUGAAGGAAAACAUUUUCUUCUCUUGGUGAUGUCUUUCUUGUUGUUUCAGGUUCUGGGGUAAAAGUAGAAAGAAACUGGCCUGAUUUGAUCUUUUCAUGUAUUUAACAUGUAACAAUGUGAUAUUUGGUUGUAUUUUUUGACAUACUUCAAAGCCAUACGCCAUGUUACAUUAACUUAUUAUUUUUUUGAAAGGUUACUUUCUUCUAAUCCUGUGAAAACCUUGUCAAAUCAGUAGCAAAGUGUAACUUCAAAGAGAAACAACCACACAGAUCGAUAAAGAACUAAAUGCAGAGUCCA